CGGAUCACAUUUUCAAGAAUAUUAUAACUUGUUCGUAUGUUAAAAAAUAAUUCGAAGGAAACACAACUACGUGCCAGGAAGAUUUCAAUUUAAGGUAUUCUCCUCAUGCAGGGAAUGUUACUUUGACACUCAAACUCAAAGGACAAUAUUUUAUUUGCAAGAAACCACCACAUGGUUCAGCACGAUGACGUCUGAUGAUAUUUUUGUUUGAAGGUUGGAAACUACACACAGCCUCGGUGUUUUGUAAACCAGAGUUGUGGACAUAAAAAUUAGAUUAGCUGGAAUUCCUGGAAUAAAUAUUGGUUGAAUAUUUCGGAUAAUGCCUUAAUUUUACAAGAAUAAACUUGAAAAAGCCAGAAAUUUUGCAGUCGAAGUGAAAUACUCAGUUGUUUGUAUUGUUGGUUGUAAAGAAAUCUCACCAUGAAGUUGACACGAUUCGAGAUGUUGAGAAAGUCUGCUCAUGCAGCAACAUAUAAUAUGGUUCUACAGUUAUUUCUAAAGAUGAUCUCAUUUGUUUUGAACAUGAUUGUGAUCAGACUGGCUUCAAAAGACAUGCUGGGUGUAGUGAAUAUACGAUUGUACCUGUUAUAUACUACAGUAUUGUUUUUGGGUACAGAAGCAUUUGAUAAUGCUAGUCUUAGUAAAAUAGAGGGAACGACUUGGAGGCAGGUCAUCAACUUAAUGUGGCUGACAGUUCCACUGACAUGGCUGUUAAGUUGUAUAUGUAUAGUGGUAUGGUUGUAUGUGUGGAAAUGUCCAGAUCCUGAAAUCAUUCCAAACUACUAUGUUGGUGUUAUCUCUUAUGCAAUGGCUGCUGUAAUAGCAACGUUAGCAAGACCACAUUUCACUGUAGCAGUGUCUAAUUUCUUUACAGGUCUACGGGUAGGUGCUGUAGCUGUUGGGGAAUCCUUUAAAGUUUUGAUAGCAGUCAUACUUUUAUGGUCGAGGCCAGAGUGGGGAAUUACAUGUUUUGCAGUAGGACUGAUUAUAGGAGAGAUCUUAUAUGUUAUAACCUAUUAUACAUUCUUUUGGAUUUACGUAAAUACUGGAGAUGAAGUUGAUAAAAAAUUUGCCUUUCAAUCUACCAGAGACUUUUUUCCAAAGUGGUCUGAAACUAAGCCCUUUUUAAAUGAAAGAAUGGCCAUGCUCACACAGUCUGUGUUUAGACAGUCUUUGCUGAAGAUAUUUCUCACAGAAGGAGAAAAGUAUGUUAUGACUAUAUUUGGAGUUCUAAGUUUAGCAGACCAAGGUGUGUAUGGCAUUGUUAAUAAUUUAGGAUCCAUGAUUCCAAGAUUUGUUUUUCAACCAGUGGAAGAAAGUGGGCGAGUCUUUUUUUCCCAGUUACUUCUCAGAGGAAAGAAAUUUGUAGAGCAACCAAAAGAUGAAGCUGUUUUAGCCUAUCAAGUACUGAAACAUCUACUUAGAGUGAUGCUAGUGAUUGGCUGUAUUAUAUUAGUAUUUGGGAACAACUACGCUUUCUUGUUAUUAGAUUUAUAUGGAGGAGAACAUAUAUCUGAAGGCUCAGGGCCAUAUAUAUUGAAGUGGUUCUGUGUCUAUGUGUUAAUCUUGGCUAUUAAUGGAAUAAUGGAAUGUUUCCACUUUGCAUUAAUGAAUAUAGCAGAAACAGACAGCUACAAUAAGAAGAUGCUGUUAUUUUCUAUAGUGUCCCUAGUGUCCACUCUACUUAUACCACAAUACUUUGGAGGAGCAGGAUUUAUCAUAGCCAAUAUACUUACCAUGAUGACUAGGAUAUUCUACAGUUUACUGUUUAUCAGAGAGUUUUAUCAUGGGACAGAAUAUAGGCCAUUGAAAUCACUGAUACCUUCUAUACCAUUCUGUAUAUCUCUCAUCAUUUCAUCUUUAAUAAUGAAACUGUCAGAGAGUUUUUUCUGCUGUGAUCAAGGACUUAUAUUCCGAUUAGUACAUGUAGGAAUAGGAGGUCUAAGUCUACUAGGAGUUAUAGGAGUAAUCUACUUCACAGAGACUGAUGUCUCAGACUUUGUUAUAAAGCAUUAUAGAAAGACAAAAGCAGAAAAGAGGGAGGCAGAGGAAAGAAAGAAGGCAGAAGAAGCUAAAAAGAGGGAAGAAGAAAGAAAAAAGUCUGAAGAAGACAAAAAAAGAGAAUAAUGUUGUUCGUAGUUUUAUGUAGUUCUAAUGUAUUAACUUUUUCUAAUUUAUUGAAUGUUGUUUGCAUUUAAAUAGAAAAUAGUAUUUACAUUUUAAGUGCUGUCUUUAUGUUUGGUAUAAAUUUUUUGAAGUUUUUCUAUGUUGCUUACAAAAAGAAGCAUUCUUCAUAUUACAUUUUAUAUCUUGCACUUACGGUGUUUAAGUUUUAUAAAGAUAAGUUGUGGUAAUAAACAAAAUGUAAUUUGUGUGAUUUUCAAUUUUUCAUCAGUUUUAGUUGUUAAUGUUGAUGUUAAAUAGACAAAAUGGCAUAAACAUGAUAAAUCAAACUUACAUAAAAAAUAUUUUUGUAAAGGAAGAGGAUAUGUUAGUUAGACAUGUGAUAUUUUUGGUGCAUAUAAAUAUUUAAAUGAAUUUGAGAAGUUUCUUUUGUGAAUUCUUUCUUAGAUCCUUGGAUUUCUAAGAAUGUUUAGGUUUUUGAAAGUGGGUGAUCUUAAUUUUUUUUUUUAAUUCAGUGAAAUAGAUUAAGGUAGCACAAUACAAAGAUUUUAGGACUCCAACACACAAGUCUUAAAAAACUGUAACUUUCUUAAUAAUGUUUGAAAAUUUAUAAAAGUUGUAGCUUUGGAUAGCUAACAGAUUCUUUCAAAUUAAUGCAAUGUUUAUAUUAAGCAACAGUUAUGUAACCAAUUAUAAUGUUAACUGUGUCUAAAAUAUUUUCCCCCAAAUUUCCACAUUCAAAUGAAAUUAGCUUCUGCAUAGGUAUCCCUAGAGGGUUGAUUUUAUUAUAUGUUGUUCAUAUGGCCAUUAUCUACAAAAGUGUGUCUUAGAUUUCAGAUAGAAUGUAUAGAACAAAUUUUAAACCUAAUUAAACUUUAUCUUCUUUUACGUGGUUAGGUUGUUUACACUAAUUAGAGAUUUAUGAGAGAAUGGAAUACCAUAGAGAUAAUCUGAGACACCACUUUGAAGCCCAUGAUGUGUUGAUUAAGAUUUCUUUUAAAUUUUCUGUAUAGUUAAAGAGAUGAUAGAGCUAAAUUCAUUCAAGUGAGCUUACCCAGAUUUUGCCACUAAUUACAUAAUAAUUGAUAACAUAAUGAUUGCAUAAUAAAAAUAUUGCAUUCUUUUAAAAGAUUCUUCUUUUAUCUAUCUAUAUAUACCUCUUAUAUACUUUCUAUGCUUUUAUUAGAAAGUUACAGCAUUUCAAAGGUUAGUGAUUGGAAGUAAAAAAAUCUUUGUAUUGUGCUACCUUAAACAGUCAGUUUGGCAAAUUUAGUUAAAAUUUAAGUUGCAUGACUGUUCCUCGUUGUGAAACCGAUGUUAGUUUUCAAUCAGUUUCGGCAUCAUCAUGAUACAGAUAUAAAGUUACAAUUUAUUCAGGCAUCAUAAUUAAAUGUUGUGUAAAGAUUGGUUUAGAAUCUCUUCCUUUUAUAGGAAAUUAGAGUUUGUAGGAAAUUUAAUUGGCUCCUGAAUGCUAAAUAACAUUACCUGUUCGAUACAUAGUACCAUUCAGCCCUUUUAAAUUCAACUAAAAAAACUCUUGUACAUUCUUCUACAUUUAAUUAAAUGUGUUAAAUACCAAAAUAGACAUGAUUUAAUCCAAGUUUUGACCCAAAUUAUUUUUUUAAGGACAAUUGAUUUCAAUGUUUGUUUCUAAAGCUGUUACAAUUGCAAAUAGGUUUCAGUUUUCACUAUAAAGGUACAGGUAUUGAUAUUUUUUAGAACAGGGUAGUUAAGGAUGAAAAUUAUUUUCAUAUUGUUAGUAAAUACCAUACUUCAAUAAGUAAACACCAUUUAUGUUAUACAUAUAUUUUGUUCUGGAAAUGACCUUUGCUUUACCGUCCCUUUUUGUGUCUACUUGUGUACAAAAAAGUGUGUGUUAAAUGUGAUCAAAUAUCCAAUACAUAUUAAUUGUUUAUGUGGAUGUUUUCAUAAUCAAAAGUUUGGUAUUGUAUCUGUACUUUCUGAUCCAAAAUUGAUUUUUUUUAUUCUCACAGAUCAAGUAUUUUGAUUGGUGUUAAUGUCAUAUCAGCACUCUUGCUCAUCUAGUAGGGGUCAGAUUUUAUUGAAUAGAGGAAGCUGGAGUGUUUAAAGAGACUCACUUUUCUUUGGUUGGGAUCUGGCAAUCUUUGACAGAGUAUAAAGCACCUGCAGGGUUUCAAAAUAAAACUUAACUAUUGACAGGCUAGUGAUACUGUAGUUAAAAUAUCUAGACCACUUGGCCGCAGAGGCCCCAAAAGAUAUGUGAUAUGUUGAUGGAAAUUUAAUGUUGAUUUUAUUUUUAUGCCCUACCUACGAUAGUAGAGGGGCAUUAUGUUUCGUGGUCUGUGGGUCCGUUUGUACGUCCUUCUGUUCAUUCGUUCUUCCCGCUUCAGGUUUAAGUUUUUGGUCAAGGUAGUUUUUGAUGAAGUUAAAGUCCAAUCAACUUGAAACACUAAGUACAUAUGUUCCCUAUGAUAUGAUCUUUCUUAUUUUAAUGCCAAAUUAGAGUUUUUACUCCAAUUUCACAGUCCAUUGAACAUAGAAAAUGAUAGUGCAAGUGGGACAUCUGUGUACUUGUGACACAUUCUUGUUUAUGGGGGGAUUGAUAUGCAUUGUUCUUUUUAAAACUUCCAUUUAAAGUUUUUCCUUGAUAGUAAAGAUAAAUUAUUUCAUUAAUGCCUUAAAAUACUCUAUAUUAAAUGAACCAUGACUGUGUAAUAAGGUAUAAUUUUAAUGUUUGUGU
Molecule: messenger RNA, 4846 nt
Organism: Mytilus trossulus (common blue mussel)
Lineage: Eukaryota; Metazoa; Mollusca; Bivalvia; Mytilida; Mytilidae
Product: protein RFT1 homolog
Exons: 16
Coding region: 421-2127 (568 amino acids)
Biological process (GO): dolichol-linked oligosaccharide biosynthetic process; glycolipid translocation
Cellular component (GO): endoplasmic reticulum membrane
Source: RefSeq, a predicted model, not a curated record